ACUACGGAGAGCACUGUCUUCACUCAGAGCACAAAGUUGUCAAUAAAUCCACCCUUCGGGGAUUUUCUCUGUCUAUCGGUUGUCGUGUAGUUCCUCACCUCGCCACACUGGUGGAGAAUGCGGGCAUAGUGUGAGGUGAACACCGACAACCGACCCCCGAGGAGAUCGUUAAAGUCACCGUCACCCAUUUUGUUUUCUUUUUUUUUUGUUUGUUGACAUUGGUUUUCUUUUCCCUCUGCUCUGUUUCCACAGGCGGCCGCUCCUCCCCCGGCAUGGAAGAGCUGCUUAAACACCUCACCGAGGUGAGCAUCCGCCAGCAGCAAAUAAUGGAGCACAUGGCCUCACGUCAAGGAGACGCCGAACGCGAGCUCGCCGCCCUCCGCACCGCCGCCCACCGCACGCCGCUGCCUGACCCCCGUGUCCAAGCCGUACAGCUGAUGCCGCGAAUGACGGCGCACGACGAUGUGGAGAUGUAUAUGCAAAUGUUUGAGGCCACCGCGAUCCGGGAGGCGUGGCCAGAGGACGAGUGGGCCAGACUUCUCGCGCCGCUGCUGACCGGGGAAGCGCAGCGGGCGUAUUUCACCAUGACGGCGGAGAAAAGCCGGGACUAUGAAGAGGUGAAAAAGGAAAUCCUGAGCCGAGUAGGCCUCUCCCCAAUCUGUGCGGCACAGCAGUUCCAUGACUGGGCAUAUCGAGCUCGACAGCCCGCUCGCGCCCAAGCGGCAGAACUAACCCGGUUGGCCCACCAUUGGCUAUUGACAGGGGUUCCCUCCGCACACAAGGUAGCUGAGCGUGUGGUGAUCGACCGACUCCUCCGCGCCCUCCCCCGCGCGUUGAGGCAGGCGGCUGGCAUGAGGAAUCCCACCGAUCUCGACGAGCUCGUGGAGGCCAUUGAGCUGGCGGAGGCCGCCCAACACCUUCACGUAGGGGAGCGAGCGCCACCUUUUCCCCGAAGGGUGGUCCAGGAGCGACGCUCGCCGGAGGGCACCCAGCGACCCGUGAGCAGGCCUGCGGUUCCCGGCCCCCAGGACGAACCGAUGCCCACCGAGCCGCCGCGCUCCCCAGGACGGAUAUGGCUAGCAGGCUGUUCAAUGCACAACCCGCCGCCGGAGGCACCGCGAGCCGAGGUGCACAUCAAUGGCCGGCCGUUCAUCGCCCUCCUCGACUCGGGCAGCGGGGUAAGCCUGAUACAACCAACUGUCCUUCCGCCCAGAACCGGUUCCAGAGCCCGGCUGGCGAUAACGUGCGUGCACGGGGAUACCACUCCUCGGCCGGGAUUGGCCGGGGUUUGAUCAGCUCCUCACCUCCAGCACACAGCCUGC
Molecule: messenger RNA, 1322 nt
Organism: Cyprinus carpio (common carp)
Lineage: Eukaryota; Metazoa; Chordata; Actinopteri; Cypriniformes; Cyprinidae
Exons: 2
Coding region: 273-1292 (339 amino acids)
Source: RefSeq, a predicted model, not a curated record